AUGGCUGCGCCGGCGGACGUCACGCUGCGUUCCCUCAGCGGGAAAUGGGCUCUGAACAAAUCCCUCUCCGGAGACACCGAGGCCGUGCUGGAGGUGCAGGGCGUCAACUGGGUGACGCGCAAGGCGAUCGGCAGCGCGGCCGUCACCCUGACCAUCAAACAGUACACCGACUCCGAGACGGGCCUGACGCACGUCGACAUCGACCAGAGCAGCUCGCUGGGCGCCGGCACCCAGGAGCGGCGCGUGCUCGACUGGACCGGCCGCGAGGCCAACAACCCGCUGUUCGGCCGCGUCCAGGGCAAGACGCGGUGGGCGACGCUCGCCGAGCUGGACGACGACUUCCUCAAGGAGGGCUUUGAGGACGGCACGACUGAGGUGAUCCACACGUGGACCGAGCAUCUCGACAGCGGCGCCACCACGCAGCAGGCCUGGGGCUUUGAGAUCAUCGACGGCCAGCGCUACUAUGUGCGGCACGUUGUGGCGCGCAAGGGCGACCAGGUGGCGCGCAUCAAGAUGGUCUAUGACUGGCAGGGCAAGGAGUAG
This is a messenger RNA of Rasamsonia emersonii CBS 393.64, 543 nucleotides long. RefSeq lists its product as uncharacterized. Bases 1 to 543 code for a protein of 180 amino acids. The record is from RefSeq and is a predicted model, not a curated record. Lineage: Eukaryota; Fungi; Ascomycota; Eurotiomycetes; Eurotiales; Trichocomaceae. The transcript is spliced from 2 exons.